AGAUGAAAGGGAGAGCUGGGUGGCAGAGAGUGAGAACCGAUGGUUGGUUGAAUGGAGGGAGGGUCGCACGUUCACUUUCGACAAUGACUUUGUGGGCGCUCAGCUGAGCUCAGUCCCCUGCGCGCCAUCCAAUGCUCCAAGCCGCCACUGUGACUGUAGUGACUAAAUUAGCGGGCCACAAGCGUUGACGGAUUUUCCAGUGUGUGGAAUAGACUAGGACCAUAAGAAAAUUGAGUGCAGAAGUUCAAGAAUAAUUAAUUAACGGUGUGUGUGUGUGCUUUUUCCACUAUGAUGACUCGGUUUCAUAGUAUUUUGUGGACUGUAGUGAGUAGUCUAGCUGUUGUGACAUUUGCGAUCACCAACGAGGCCGGUCAUUUCAGUCCUGACCAAUUCGCCGAUCUGUCACAGUUUCAGACAUUUCCUCGCCAUCUAGUGAGAAAUCCUCUGUCUCCAGUUCAACAGAACCAGAUACUCAGGGACGUUCAACAGCAUCAUAGGUUCCAAUUGCAGCAGUCUCAGCCUCAGCCAUUGCCAGUCCGUGGCAAUGCAGGUAAUCCGCUCUACCAGCAUCAGUUCACAUCGUCAGCUGAACAGAACCAACCUAUUCAACAAUUUAAUAAUGCUCAAAACAAUUAUCAUCGACCUUUACAAUCAAAUCAACAAUCUCAGCAAGCAUUCAUUCCUCAAUAUCAUCACCAAACACAACAGCAACAACAACAGCAUCAGCAUCUACAACAAAACCAGCUGCUUCCACAACAAAACCAGCAGCAAGGGCAGCUGCCUUACAGAUCUAAUAUAAACAGCCCUCUGGCUAUUCAGAACCAAGAUUCUUCAGCCCCUGAAGUCAGAAUAAAUUACAGUCCUCAAAAUAAUUUCCCACAACAGAGUAUAAUUAAUCAAGCUCUGCAUGCCAGUGCUGAGCAGACUGACUUCCAUCCAACUUCUGCAGAAUCAGCUCAAAGUGACUAUGUACCAAAGAUUGGUAAUCAACAGCCAAGCAAGAAGUUUGUAUCUUUACAAUCUAGUAAUAGAUUUUUCAUACCAGAUCGCCCAGACCAGCAAGUAAGAUAUGUCCAACCACAGUUCACCUCAUUUGACAAUCAAGUGCCUAGUACUGGAGAAGGAAAAUUGAAACCUUUUCACCUCUCACCAACAGAAAAGCCACUAUCUGUCCCAACAGCCAGUUACAAUACUGAAAGAUCUCAGUCUGUUGGACACAACAAUGUUGUACUGGAUACACAGCCUAAAAUACAGUAUGUUUACCAAUCCACUACUUCUAAACCAACCACAGAAGAGCCAACCCAGAAAUACUACAUCAAACAAGUACACAAAAAUGGUGUGAGACAACAGAGUACCAAAAGUACAAGUACAAAGAGGGUACCAGAAGCUUCAACAUUCUCACCUAUCUAUGCAUCACCAAGUCCCACUUCCUCCUCAGUUCCUGUUGUUACAAUCGGGCAAAGGACUCGAGCUACAGCAGCAGCAGCACCAACAAAGAAAGCUGUUCGAACCAGUACUGAACCAUUUGAUAGGCAAAAACUAAUUGAGCAGUUGAUAAACUCUCAACAGACACAGACCAUUGUCAGGUCCAAUGAUGAUGAUGACCUUGCUUCAAUCCAUGCACAAGUUCUCAAAAAAGAUAACUUACUGAAAGGGCUGCAAGGUGGAACAGUUAUCACUUCUGAUCAACUCUCAUCACUACCAGACAUUCAAAAACUCAUAGCAGGGAAUAAUGCAUCAUCAUCACUUUUCCUUGGAAAUGGCCAACAAGUGAAAAUUAUACAAAUACCUGACAAGCCAAAAGGCGAUAAGUCUUAUACAGACAUUAAAAGUAUUAUUGCCAAUCAGCAGAGACCAAGCACAACAACCACCACAACCACAGCUAAGCCUCCAAAAGUUAUUUUUGAAGAGCUGACAAGAGGUGUUUUACCACCUGGAGCUGAUUUUGAAGUUAUCAGACAGAAGCAGGAUGGAGAACUGGAGGAGAUUGGUAAGAUUCCACAAAACCUUCAAAAGAAAGUUACCUUUGUCAUACUUGAAGAACACCCUGAUGGAACUGUUAAAGUACAGGGAGUGAGAGGAAAUGAAAAUUCUAAAGCCAAGGAUGAGGAUGUCGACUCAAUCAUUAAGAAGAUACAAGAGGGUGAGAUCAAACUUCCUCCUUCCACAAAACUAUCACAUGGCAACUCUCGGCACAUCAGCUCAAACAGUGCUACACAGGAAUCAGUUCAGACACCAGCAUAUGUACGACAUGACAGUGCAAAGAUGCAUCUAACACCAGAUGUGAGAGUGUCAGGUGAUGGCUCCAGUGGCUCAACGUUAAAGUAUAGCCCAUCAACUACAUUGCAAUCAACAACACCAGCUGCCAAUAUAGUGAGACAAUAUACACCCACAUCAGUCCGGCAACAAGAUAAGCAGUACAUAAGUACAGUCAGCCCAUUCCCAAACGCACAUGCUAGGCCAACCUUUGCCCCUGCAUCAGCUGAGGAUGCAGUUGUUCAGCAGCACAUGCCAAGUCCUCGACCUGCAUCACGACCUAACUCUCCCGCUUUCCUGCCUACACCACCAGCCACUCUUGAUGACGACCCAUCCAUUGGAAUCAACUCAGUAGCUGCAUCCCCAUCUACUGUUUUCUUGUCAAAGCCCACUAGGAUAACACACCGCUUCUCCUCUUCAACAUCCACUACUACACCCUCACCCCCCUCAUACAGCUCCACCACUGACCGAUCUUCUCUACCAGAUGAUGACCUAGUGGAAAUUUUGAGAAAAAAUGGACUUUAUGCAAUGGCUCGAUACCUGAAGCAGUCUGGCCUUGAUAGUGUUCUCAAUGAGACAGGACCAUAUACACUGUUUGUGCCCACGGAUAGAGCUUUCCGUGCUUUACAAGUUCAGUUAGGAGGACCAGAUAAAGCUGAAGAAAAAUUCAAAGAGAACCCAAGACUUCUAAGUGGUUUGCUGCUGCAUCACGUGGUGCCAGGCGUGUUCACAGCUGAGUCACUGCAGGACGAGAUGACGGGGGUGAGUCUGGCCGGCACCCAGCUCAGGGUCAACACUUACACCACGCAGGACAUCGAGUGGAACGACAUCAAGGUGCGCACAGUGAACGGAGCCAGACUGAUGGCGGACAAGCAGAACGUGGAGCUGCGCCAGGGGUAUGCGCAUGCGGUCGACCGGGUCCUCUUCCCACUUCCGGUUGGUGACCUCCUGCAGACGCUUCGAGCCGACCGCGACGCCCGCUUCACACACUUCCUAGCCGCCCUCGCCCGAUCCGGCGUCGCCAAUAUGCUCACAGGGUUGAAAACGUACACGGUGUUCGCACCUGUUGACUCGGCGUUCAAGGCGGAGGACCUGCAGCGCAUAGAGAGCGAGGGCGCUGCCAAGAGGUUCGUGCUGCGGCACCUGACUGCGGGCACCCUCUACAGCGCCGGCAUGAGGUACUACCAGCUCAGGGACUCCAUGGACAAAUCAUCGCAUCUCACACUUUACAAGGAAGCCGGUAAUGUUAAGGUGAACUCAGCACAUGUACUAACAAGGAACAUUCCAGCCACAAAUGGAGUAAUCCAUGCCAUAGACGCUCUUUUGUGAGGCACAAUAUUUCUGAACAAGUUUCUUAAGCGAAUAUCAAAGUUGCCGUCUCAAUUUUAUUUUAUGUUUGUAAAUUUGUAAAUAAAUAUUGUACUUUAAUUUUAUAAAUAUUGAUGUUUUAUAAAGAA
Nilaparvata lugens (brown planthopper) is the source of this 3713-nucleotide messenger RNA. RefSeq lists its product as uncharacterized. The record is from RefSeq and is a predicted model, not a curated record. Gene Ontology annotation, biological process: extracellular matrix organization; cell adhesion. Gene Ontology annotation, cellular component: extracellular matrix. The transcript has 7 exons. NCBI's taxonomy places the organism in Eukaryota, Metazoa, Arthropoda, Insecta, Hemiptera, Delphacidae. Gene Ontology annotation, molecular function: cell adhesion molecule binding. Bases 289 to 3585 code for a protein of 1098 amino acids.